GACACCAGUUUAAAUAUGACGGUUGGCUGUUUGUGCCGCGCACUGUUGAUUCAGAGGGAGAUUGGAGCCGUACAGGUGUGGAACCAGUGGGAACCAAGAGGCUCUUCUUGUUCUGACGGCAUCAAUAAAACCGUCAGCAUGUUGGAUCACGGAGGAAGUGAUUUGAUGGCAGGUCAGGUUCUGUCAGCCGCCUUCAAAUUCACUGAAGGUGGCUUUAUGUUUGAUGCUAAACCACAAGCAUCCCUGCAGCAUCUGCAUAGGAAGACCACCGUAAAGGAGCUGCUAAUGAUGAGACGCCAGAAAUGGAACUCGGAGCAGAAAUGGAACUCGGAGCCUAAAUUAAAGUCUCCCAAAUACGAGCCUAUCGCCGCGGACAGGAGUCCCCAAACGGCGACCUCUCCGACGUCCCUCCACCUGAGCUCCACCGCCUGCUUCUUCCCGGCUCUCCCGGAGAACGCCGUCAUGGGGCUGCAGGAAGUGCCGCAGCCUGUGCAGCCUCCCGCUCAGGAACACGACGUCCCAGCCUCUGGAGGGAAGAUGACUCUGUUUCACUGGCAGAUACAACAAGAGGCCAAGAAGGCUGAGGGCCUGUCUCCAGAGCAGGUCUGCAUGCAGGACUCGGACGGCGACACGUUUCUUCACAUCGCGGUGGCUCAGGGCAAGCGAGCCCUCUCUUACGUACUCGCUGCGAAAAUGGCUAGGUACGGCUCCCUGGACGUGAAGGAACACAACGGGCAGACGGCCCUCCAGAUCGCGGUGGCCACCAAUCAACACCUGAUCAUUUCCGACCUUCUGAGUCACGGAGCACAGGUCAACAUCAGGGAUCUGUGGGGGCGCUCGCCUCUGCAUGUGUGCGCCGAGAAAGGCCACUACCUCAGCCUCCAGAGCAUCUGUAAAAGCCUGGCAGGGCGCGGCCCACCGGUCGAUGUUGAAAUGUUUAACUACGACGGUUUAACUCCGCUCCACGCCGCAGUUUUGUCUCACAACGCCGUCGUCAAGGAAGUGAGGCACCUGGAAAACCCUUGUCCGUUCAUGAUCUCAGAGCUGGCGCACAGGAGGCGCAGGUAUGUGGAGUGCGUCAGGACGUUAAUGCACAUGGGCGCCUCCUACGGGACAAAAGAUCUGAAAAGUGGGAGGACUUGCCUUCACAUGGCCGCCGAGGAGGCAAAUAUUGAGCUGCUUCACCUUUUCCUUGAACAGCCAAUGUCUCUUGCUGCUGUAAACGUAAAGACGUUCAGCGGAAACACGGCCCUGCACAUCGUCAGCUCUCUGCAAAACUACAGAAAUCAGGCGGAGGCCGUGAAGCUGCUGAUGAGGAAGGGCGCCGACCCCGGGAUGAGGAAUUUGGAGAACGAGCUGCCGUGUCAGCUGGUGCCCGAAGGAUCCGUUGGUGAAAAGGUCCGGCAGAUCCUGAAAGGGAAGUACGGUCAGGUUUAAGUAAAACUCCAGAAUACUGUCAGUCAGACAGUCAGCUUUAUCAUAUUGGAAAUUUGCCCAGAAAAGGCAGAUGAUUGUUGUUUCAGUGAAACACUCCCAUGCGUUCGUUACUAUGUAAUGUGUAGAUAUUUUUGUUGGGGUCUGUGCUAUGAAGUGGGUCAGCUAAAGUUAAUUUAUGGGUGUCCAAGCGUUGGCUCCACUUACGGCGGUGAAACUUCUGCUGGAAAUCGAAACCAGGAUCCCUUUGUCAUAUUUGGCUCUUAGCAACAGUUACACAUUUUAUUAGAUUGAAUUCUUUGCUCUAGAGCCCAAACGUUAAUCUUUUAUUUUUAUCAGAGGUGCACCGAUUUAUCGGUGACGAUUUCCUUAAUUUUGGGACGUUGGUGAUCGGCCGAUUUUUACAUAUGAAGCUGAUCUUAUCUACAGAUCUUAUCCAGCUUGGCAAAGGUCUAAGAAUAGACAAAUACAAGACAAAUAGUGGGUGGGGCAAUUAAUAAAUGGCAUUUUUGCCCCAAAGCCAUUUCAUACCUACAGCAGGUCCUACUGAAGUUUUUUUGGGGAUUACGAUUUGUUAGAUUAUGAUCUAAUUGUUAAUCCCACUUUGUAGAACAGACCCUUUUUUUUUUUAAACACUUUGUUUGGAUUUUGCAGAGAACUAAAGCUAAGCUAAUAAGCAUUUAUAAAGUUGUAAUAAGUAGUAGCAGAAUAAAUGUCAAAAAUAAGGGAAUAAAGUCAUAUUAGAAGAAUUAAGCAACUUUGAGAACUCUUCCAUAAAGAAUCAAAAUAAAUUAGUGUUGAGCUACUGAAGUUAUUCUUUUGAAUUGGUUUUACAAAUAAGGAACUACUUCAUAUUUUAACAAAUCAACAUCAAAUGAAUCAAUUGUUCCCCUUUCAGAGAAAGAACUAGACUUGUCAAACUGGUCCAGUCAGAUCUUGACGACUUUAAUGAAGCUUUUUUCUUAAAGACUUUUUUCCUCACUAUAUGACUUUAUUCUCAUAAUUUAAAAUAGAAAAAUAGAUCUUAGUUUGGCCCUAAUGCAUAGGAUUAGUAUAGGAUUUUGGUGGUGGGGAGUUCAAUGUGAUUUAUUGUUUAUAGGCUUGUGAUGUUGGUGGAGGUGUCAUUUUAAUAUAAACUUUAGAAUAUUACCUGUACUUAACGUUUACGGUUUUUGGUCAAAUUUGAAUCAAGUCACUGGAUGUGGGAAAUAUGGUGGUUUUUAUUUUGCAUUGAAUAAGUACUGAUUUUCUAUGGCUGCAAGGUGAUGUAAAAUGCAAAUAAAACAUUUUUUUAAACUGUUAAA
Molecule: messenger RNA, 2738 nt
Organism: Xiphophorus maculatus (southern platyfish)
Lineage: Eukaryota; Metazoa; Chordata; Actinopteri; Cyprinodontiformes; Poeciliidae
Gene: nfkbiz
Product: NF-kappa-B inhibitor zeta-like
Exons: 12
Coding region: 16-1437 (473 amino acids)
Biological process (GO): regulation of gene expression
Cellular component (GO): nucleus
Molecular function (GO): protein binding
Source: RefSeq, a predicted model, not a curated record